Molecule: messenger RNA, 7790 nt
Organism: Trichosurus vulpecula (common brushtail)
Lineage: Eukaryota; Metazoa; Chordata; Mammalia; Diprotodontia; Phalangeridae
Gene: HELZ
Product: helicase with zinc finger
Exons: 32
Coding region: 93-5960 (1955 amino acids)
Biological process (GO): regulatory ncRNA-mediated post-transcriptional gene silencing
Cellular component (GO): P granule; cytosol
Molecular function (GO): metal ion binding; helicase activity
Source: RefSeq, a predicted model, not a curated record
GGCUCUUUCUUUCCCAUAAUGCUUUGUGGGGACGUUGACAAGUGGAUCCAAGAUGGCGUAGAAAGUAAUGACAGGAUUUUUGUCCCUGAGUCAUGGCAGACAGAAGACCUGAAAAAUCAUGUGAACAAGCAUGUGAAUCUCUUAAAAGGCAGGACUAUGAAGUGGCAGUGAGACAUUGCACAGAGGCCCUCCUUUCCCUUGGCCAGUGUUCCUUGGCAAACUUCACAGAGACAUGCCCAUCAGAAAUAGAACGCAUAAAAAUUGAGAGUCUUCUAUAUAGAAUUGCCUCAUUCUUACAACUUAAGAACUAUGGACAAGCUGAUGAAGACUGCAGGCAUGUGUUGGGAGAGGGAUUGGCCAAGGGAGAUGGCUCAUUUCGGGCAGUGCUUUGUUGCAUGCAUCUUAAAGGAAAACUCCAAGUUGUCUCUAAUGUUCUUUCCAAGUCACUGAUGGGAGAGUCUCUGAAUGGAAUGGCAACAAAAGAUUUGACAAGAUUAAAGACACUUCUUACUGAAACAGAGACAGCAACUAGCAGAGUCGCAUCUGAAUAUCAUGUGGAAGACUUGGAAGAAGGUUCUCGGAAUGGUUGGCAUUUCCGCCCUCCACCUAGAGGAAUCACCAGCAGUGAGGAGUAUACUUUGUGUAAAAGAUUUUUAGAGCAAGGAAUCUGUAGGUAUGGUGCCCAGUGUACGUCAGCCCAUUCCCAGGAAGAGCUAACUGAAUGGCAGAAAAGAUAUGCAUCAAGACUGAUAAAAUUGAAACAGCAGAAAGAAAGCAAACAGUUUUCUGGAAGUUAUAUGGAAACCUUGAUAGAGAAAUGGAUGAAUUCACUAUCUCCUGAGAAAGUGCUUAGUGAAUGUGUAGAAGGUGUGUGGGUGGAGCAUAAUCCGGAACUAUCUCUUACGGUCACCACCAAAAAGUCUCAUCAGACAUGGACAUUUGCUCUCACUUGUAAGCCUGCAAGAAUGCUGUAUCGAGUAGCAUUGCUUUAUGAUGCUCAUCGUCCUCAUUUUAGUAUCAUUGGAAUAUCUGCUGGGGACAGUACUACUCAAGUAUCACAGGAAGUCCCAGAAAACUGUCAAGAAUGGAUAGGAGGGAAGAUGGCUCAAAAUGGAUUAGAUCAUUAUGUGUAUAAAGUUGGGAUAGCAUUUAACACGGAGAUAUUUGGAACUUUUCGCCAAACCAUAGUUUUUGACUUUGGAUUGGAACCAGUGCUCAUGCAAAGAGUAAUGAUUGAUGCUGCUUCUACAGAAGAUCUUGAAUACCUAAUGCAUGCAAGGCAACAACUACUAACGACGGCAAAGCGCUGGGAUUCCACUUCUAAGACUAUUAUAGAUUUUGAGCCUAAUGAAACUACUGAUUUGGAGAAAAGCCUUCUUAUUAGAUACCAAAUUCCACUCUCUGCUGAUCAGCUAUUUACACAAUCUGUGUUGGACAAAUCAUUGACAAAGACUAAUUAUCAGUCACGGUUACAUGACUUGCUUUAUAUUGAGGAAAUAGCACAGUAUAAAGAAGUUAGCAAGUUUAACAUUAAAGUACAGUUGCAGAUUGUAGCAAGUUUCAUGCUCACUGGGGUUUCUGGAGGUGCAAAGUAUGCUCAGAAUGGACAGCUUUUUGGUCGCUUUAAGCUCACUGAAACUCUUUCUGAAGACACUUUGGCUGGAAGACUGGUGAUGACCAAAGUCAAUGCUGUUUAUUUAUUACCAAUCACUAAAGAGAAAUUAGUACAGACCCAGGGAACCAAAGAGAAGGUUUAUGAAGCAGCUAUUGAAGAAAAAACAAAAGACUAUAUUUUCUUGAGGAUAUCCAGGGAAUGCUGUGAAGAGCUUAAUCUUCGAGCGGAUUGUGAAAUGCAGGUUGAACUUCAGUUUCAAUUAAAUCGAUUACCGCUCUGUGAAAUGCAUUAUGCUUUGGACAGGAUCAAAGACAACAGUAUUCUGUUUCCAGAUGUUAGCAUGACUCCCACCAUACCUUGGAGUCCCAACAGGCAAUGGGAUGAGCAGUUGGAUCCUCGACUAAAUGCAAAACAGAAAGAGGCUGUUCUGGCUAUUACCACCCCACUUUCAAUACAGCUGCCUCCUGUUCUUAUCAUUGGUCCCUAUGGGACAGGCAAAACCUUCACUCUAGCUCAGGCAGUCAAGCACAUACUCCAACAACAGGAUACUAGCAGGAUUCUCAUUUGCACCCAUUCUAAUAGCGCUGCUGAUCUCUACAUAAAGGAUUAUUUACAUCCAUAUGUAGAAGCAGGCAAUCCCCAGGCGAGACCUCUCAGGGUAUAUUUCAGAAAUCGCUGGGUAAAGACUGUCCACCCAGUUGUACAUCAGUACUGUUUGAUUUCAAGCACACAUUCCACCUUUCAGAUGCCACAGAAAGAAGACAUUCUUAAACAACGAGUAGUAGUUGUUACAUUGAAUACUUCACAGUACCUUUGUCAACUGGAUCUUGAACCUGGGUUUUUUACGCACAUUCUGUUGGAUGAAGCUGCACAGGCCAUGGAGUGUGAAACCAUUAUGCCUCUGGCAUUAGCAAAUCAAAACACACGGAUUGUUUUGGCUGGAGACCACAUGCAACUCAGUCCUUUUGUCUACAGUGAGUUUGCCAGGGAGAGAAACCUUCAUGUUUCAUUACUUGAUCGGCUUUAUGAGCAUUAUCCUGCAGAGUUUCCAUGUCGGAUCUUACUGUGUGAGAACUAUCGUUCCCAUGAAGCUAUCAUCAAUUAUACAUCUGAGCUUUUCUAUGAGGGGAAGCUGAUGGCAAGUGGAAAACAGCCGGCACACAAAGAUUUUUAUCCAUUAACCUUCUUUACAGCACGAGGAGAAGAUGUACAGGAAAAAAAUAGUACAGCCUUUUACAAUAAUGCAGAGGUAUUUGAAGUGGUGGAACGAGUAGAAGAAUUAAGGAGAAAGUGGCCUGUAGCUUGGGGAAAGUUAGAUGAUGGAAGUAUAGGUGUCGUCACUCCUUAUGCUGAUCAGGUGUUCAGGAUCCGGGCAGAACUUCGAAAAAAGAGAUUAUCUGACGUCAAUGUGGAAAGAGUGCUCAAUGUUCAGGGAAAGCAGUUUAGGGUUUUGUUUCUGAGUACAGUACGUACCCGGCACACUUGCAAACAUAAACAAACCCCAAUUAAAAGGAAAGAGCAACUAUUAGAAGAUUCAACAGAGGAUUUGGAUUAUGGUUUUUUGUCCAACUACAAACUUCUCAACACCGCCAUAACAAGAGCACAGUCCUUGGUAGCUGUGGUGGGUGAUCCUAUUGCGUUGUGCUCUAUUGGAAGAUGCAGGAAAUUUUGGGAGCGGUUUAUUGCCCUGUGUCAUGACAACAGAAGCCUACAUGGUAUCACUUUUGAACAGAUCAAAACUCAGUUAGAGGCUUUGGAGCUAAAGAAAACAUAUGUGUUGAAUCCACUUGCUCCUGAAUUUAUCCCUCGGGCUCUGAGACAGCAACAUUUGGGAAAUACCAGCAAGCAGCAGCAGUCACCACCCAAGGGAAAAGGCCAUCAUCAUAACCAGAAUGAACAUUUACAGAAUGAAGGAAUUGUUCAACCCAAUCCUUCGGUACUCAUCGGCAAUCCUAUUAGAGCAUAUACUCCUCCUUCCCCGCUUGGACCUCACCCAAAUAUGGGAAAGUCUCCUAGUCCUGUUCAAAGGAUAGAUCCUCACACUGGGACUAGUAUUCUUUAUGUACCUGCUGUCUAUGGAGGAAAUGUGGUUAUGUCCGUGCCUUUACCUGUACCAUGGACAGGGUACCAGGGUAGGUUUGCAGUUGACCCUCGAAUCAUUACACAUCAGGCAGCGAUGGCAUAUAAUAUGAACCUGUUGCAGACACAUGGACGGGGGUCUCCUAUACCAUAUGGCCUUGGACAUCAUUCACCAGUUAGUAUAGGGCAACAGCAAAUUCAGCAUCAGGAAAAGGAUCAACAUGAACAAAAUCGAAAUGGUAAAAGUGAUCCUAAUCCUGGACCUGAAGUAAAUAAAAUUCGUACUCCAGAGAAAAAGCCUCUAGAAUCCAAACAGAAUGAUUUAGAUUCAAAUCCACAGAACCGAAGUCCGGAAGCUCGCCCUGGUGUUACUUAUCCUAAUUCCAAAUUUCAUCGCAAAGAUAAUCUCAAUCCAAGACAUGUAAAUCUUCAUCUUCCUGCUCCCCAUGCACAAUAUGCAGUCCCUCAUCGCCACUAUCAGCACUUAUCCCAGCUACCAAGACAACCAUUUCCAGUUCAACAGCCCCCAAAUUUAAGUCAGCAGCAGAAUCAUUUCCCUGAGCAACCAACUCAAAUACCACCUCAACCAAACCAAGCAGUCCAGCAGCAUAACCACUUGAAUCAACAAACUCAGCAGCAACCCUCUCAACUUUCUCCUACAUAUCAAGCAGGCCCCAACCAUUCCUUCUUUAAUAAUGCAGUCUCUCAUCGACCACAUUCUCCUGCUAUAGAUGCAGUGAUAUCUGAACAGCACCCUCCUCCUAUGCUGCAAGAAGUUAACCCUCUGAGAUCCAUUGCACAACACAACCCAAUGAUUCCCCCCCCUCACUUGAAUAAUUUCAUUGAAGAAAAUCCUCCAGGAUUACCACUAGGGGAAGCUUUAGAACGUAUACAUGGAAAUGUGGCCUUAGAAACAUUAAGGCAACAGCAAGCAAGAAUACAGCAGUGGAGUGAGCAUAAUGCCUAUCUCAGUCAAGGCAGUCUUCCAUAUCCACACUAUCACCACCCUCACCUGCAGCAUCUUCCCCAGCAACCAGCAGGAUUACAUCAACAACCAAUCAGGGCAAACUGGAAGCUCGCCAGUAAUUUAGAAGAUGAAGCAGAAGCAACACAUUCAAGGUUUCAAGACUUACUCAGAGAGCUGGCUCAUCACGAUCAAAAUGAAACACGGGAGCUUACUGAAAUGCCACCACCUCAGUCGAGACUUCUGCAAUACAGACAAGUUCAAACUAGAAGCCCACCAGCAAACCCUUCUUCAUCCAAUUCAAAUCAUAGUGGCCACUUUUCUAACUUCAGUGACAGCAUCAGAGAUGUUGAAAUGGCCAACAACACAGCAUUUCAGCAACAUCUGCCACCCCAAAUAUAUAAUCCCUCAUUCUCAAUACCCUCUGAAAACAUUACCCCUCCUCCCUUGAAAUACCUGCCACCUGAUGGAUCCUGGACUUUUGCUAAUUUACAUCAAAAUCACUUAAUGGGACAGGGUUUUCACUAUGGCAUACCACCAUUACCCCACAGACCACAACAGAACCCUUUUAUACAAGUUCAGAAUCAACACGUGGUUGGUCAGGAGCCAUUUCACCCACUGUCAUCUCGUGUGGUAUCUGCUUCUUCGCUCCACAGCUUAGAAGAGUAUGAACCACGAGGACCAGGCAGGCCAUUGUACCAAAGAAGAAUUUCAUCUAGUUCAGUACCGCCUUGUUCUGAAGAGUUAAAUAUUCCUCAAGAUAGUCUUGCUCAGUGUAAAGAGCAUCAGGACCAUAAUAACCAAUCUUCUUUCAACUAUUCUUCACCGGAGUUGUGGGUAAAUACCACCUCAUCUGCUCCACAUCAGAACAUUCCAUGCAAUGGAUCCAGCAAAACAGCCCCACCCAGAGACUUGUUAGCUCCAUCAAAGCCCUUGAAAUCCUCUGAGGAUCACCUGAAAUCUGAAAACCUUCAGCUGUCCAAUUCCUUCAACUACAGCAUGUUGCAGCAUUUAGGCCAGUUCCCACCUCUCAUGCCCAACAAGCAGAUUGUGGAAUCAAACAGCAACAGCCAGCCAAGUUCUGGGGGGAAUAAACCUACUAUGUCCUACGCAAGUGCUCUACGGGCACCUCCAAAGCCCAAACCUCCACCUGAACAGACAAAAAAGAAGAGUGACCCUCUGUCUCUGUUUCAGGAACUUAGUUUAGGUAGUUCAUCAGAGUAUGACAAGACAAAGCUAUUGGACCAUGGAUGUUUCCGUAACUCUCAUACUAUGAACAGAAUAUUGACACAAGACCUUUAAACUGAUUGAUUAUACUUUCUGGCCUGGUGCCACUCUAUACACUUGGAUCUCAGAGACAAUAGUUUGUAAACUCUUACAAUUUCAGAGUGACUCUGGUUUAUUGCACACUAUCAUCAGUGCAUUUUUCUGGGGGAGGGGAGGGAAAAGGAGAGGUGCAGUGUAGAUAUUGUUGCCUGGUACUGAAAUACAAUUAGAUCCUGAUUUAUCUACAAUAGAGGAGAAGCAUCAACAGAAAAGCAUUUUAAGCGCCUAAUUAUACUUGGCACUAUACAAAUGGAUUAUUCCAAAUAACAGAUAAUUAGAUAAAUUACAUUUUAGAGUUUACUUUUUAUGUUUUUCUCAGGCUUAUAUUAAAAUAUUUUGCACUCCCUGGACACACACAAACAAGUAUUGGGGUAGGUGAUCCUAGAUGUGCGUCAUCCAUAAGAUAGACAAAAUGUGGCAGAUAGUUUCGUAUUGACUUUGAUUACUAAAUAAUGUUUUCAUACAUAUACAAAUUUGGGGAGCAUGCCAUCCACACACCAUGAAUAAGUUAAGGUGUGAUGAGAGGGAAACUGUAAUGUAAUCAAAUGAGGUGCCUUACCUGUUUUAAGAUUUUUUUUUCUUUUUUUUACUAACAUUCACCCUGCAGUGAAAUUUUGAUGGUGUUAGGUACAUCUUCAGGUUUUUAGUUUGGCUUUAGAGUUCCUGAAGCACUAAGAAGAUUGUUUGUUUGUUUUAAGGUAAAAGGCUUAUGGAAAGUUAAACAGUGAGCUAUGUAGAAUGCUAUCUUUGUAGUCCUUUAAGAGCAAGAUUUCUUACACUGAUUAGUAAUUGUCAGUGUGAAAUACUUACAUGUUUAAUGCUUUGUUUAUCUUGGCCCACCAAUGUGGAUUUACAAUUUAUCUGUACUGCUUUGCUGAACAAAAUGUCUUGCAUGAGGAACCUCUAUAUGUUGGAAAUGGAAUGAUUGUUAAAUUAUUUCAUCUGUACUGAAGGUGUUCUCCAAUAUAUCUGACCCCUAGAGCCUCUUUCCUGUGUAUGGCAAGAGUGUCCCUAGAUAAGCUGUAUUUGAAAAUAUGCAAGUGAAGUCUAAUACUCACCUGCUUCUGAUAAAUCCAGAUUAUGAGGUUGUACUGUAUUAUCUUUUAAUGUUGAGCAUCUGACUUGGUUUUUUUGGAGUAUCCUAGGCAAAUAGGGUGUUUGAAAUACCUCUUGUCAAAAUUAUGAAGGUAGUAGAUUGUAUAAUAGGGUGUUCAUUCUUCUGAUUCCCAAGCCAGUAUGUUGUUAUCAAACAUGGCAACCUAAAAAACCAACACCCUGAAAAAAUAUCAUUCUUAUCCAGAAUUUUUUAGCCCAAACCAUGCUACUUCUUUGCAUAGCAGGUUUAUUGGGUUGUAUGUAGAAAAGGAACAAUAUAGCUUUGUGAGUGAUUGUAUGGAAACAAAAGUGGUAAGUUCCUGUCUCCUAAAAGGAAAACAUUUACUAGUUUUGAAGGUAUCUAAUCAUGCUUUACUCGUAACAAAAAACAUCUAAAUAUUUUUGUUUUACCCCCGAGGUUAAUUGGUACUUCAUUUUAAAGGCUCCAAGACCCAAAAGAAUUUAUCUUUAAAAGUGAAAGCAAUUUUGAUAUUCCAUAAUAAUGAUCCUAAAGCUACUCUGUAGUACUUUUUUAAGCUUAAUUUUUAGAUUGAUUAAUUUCAGCCACUUUGAUUCCUCAUGAAAUGCUUUCAGAUAUGGGGCUUACAGUACCUACAGUGUAAUCAUUGUCUUGGUGCAGUCUUUUUUGUUUUGUUUUUAAAGUUUAAUGAUAACACAAAAUGUAUUUUCCUGCUACAUUUCAAAUGUAUU